Molecule: messenger RNA, 1574 nt
Organism: Dermatophagoides farinae (American house dust mite)
Lineage: Eukaryota; Metazoa; Arthropoda; Arachnida; Sarcoptiformes; Pyroglyphidae
Product: mitochondrial outer membrane protein SLC25A46
Biological process (GO): mitochondrial membrane fission; mitochondrial fission
Cellular component (GO): mitochondrial outer membrane
Source: RefSeq, a predicted model, not a curated record
AUGAAUAGUAUCGAAUAAAAUUUAUUGAAUUCGCCCAUCGCCAUUCAACAUAAAAAUCAUAAGAUAUUUCUAGCAAUGUCAGAUUAUAUUUCAAAAAACCAGAGCAGAACGAAUCCUUACUUGUUUUCGGAUGAAUCACAAGGAUUCAUACAAUCAACUCAACAAGCGACGAAUAAUCCAAAUCUUUCUGAUUUCUUCCGGCCCAAUGAUGAUGAUAGAUCUUAUAAUGAACCACCAUCACCAAUCGCAACAUUGGAUGAUCAAUCAAUCUAUAAAGUUCAUGAUUUAGAUUAUCCAAUAGGAAACAAACAGGUUGGUAUCGUCAAUCCAUCGAGACCUACAUCAGCAUCGAAAGAUGAAGCAUUGAUUGAAAAUUCUCGCUCAAAUAUAUUAUCAAUAAUUUCUUUGUUGAACGAAUAUGUUAUUAGUCAUCCAUUUAUGGUUGUUCGUAGACAAGCUCAGGUAAACAACCGAAGUCAAGCCUACCAUUUGACACCGUUCACUGUGAUACCAUUCAUGUUGCGAUUACAGAAUAAACAAGGCAUCUCUACAUUUUUCAAAGGAUUACCUACUAUACUAAUCAAUCAUGUUCUUCUUGUUGGAUCCGAAUCAUUCAUUUAUAACCUGUUGCAAUUUCCAAUUGAAUUUGAUUUUGGCUCGAUGGCCAGCCUGUUAUCGUUACGUUUUGUUAAACAUCUAGCAUUGAAAAGUCUUGCCAUACUGAUUGUAACACCAUUCUACUGUUCAAGUAGUAUUGAAAUGGUACAAUCAUGGAUCGUUGGUGAAUCGCCAUAUCCAUUGGAACACAUCAAAGAAGGUUUAUUACGGAUCGUACAUUUUCGUAAGGACAGAAAAUUACCCAUCUAUCGAUUGGUUGGCCCCAGCAUUCUAUACCAUCUUUGUUACUAUGUUCUACAUUCAUUAAUCCGUCAGGCUAUACUUCGAUACUAUUUUGAUGGUGAUGGUGAUAUCGAUAUUCAAAAGAAAUUGAAAUUGAAAACCGUUCCAAGCGAAUAUCAAUUACAACAAUCCCAAAUAUAUGAUGAAUCAUACCCAAGCCAUUUGGUGAUGACCGAUACGAUUCAAUUGAAAAAAAUAUCUGAUAACACUUUAAUGAAUGAAUUGAAAAGCUCAUUCUAUGCUCAUAUAUUGACAGACAUUAUAAUGUAUCCAUUUCAAAAUAUUCUCUACCGAUUAUUUCUGCAAGGAACACGAACAUUAAUCGACAACGUGGAUGGACGUACGGCAGUUAUACCAUUGAUAACUAAUUAUGAUUCAGCAACAGAUUGUUAUCAAUCGAUUAUACAGCAAGAAGGAACUAGUGGCCUAUUCAAAGGUUUUGGUGCUUUAAUAUUACAAUAUACCGUACAAGCAUCAAUCAUUCAUCUGACUACCUAUUGUAUCGAUAUGAUUUUGAACAAUUAAUUAGUUACAUUAUCGGGAAAACGAAAAGAAACAUGUUAUUUAUUGUCAGUGAUAGUCGAUAAUAAAUGAGGAAAAAUUCAUGAAAAUUUGGUAUGUUUAUUCAGUUUUUUCGUUGAAGAAUUGAUUAAAUUUUUUUGCCUUUCUUUCGA